UCAAAGUGCGUUCUUCACUGUUUUGGUCCUCACGGUCUUCCGUUCAACAGGAAGCACAAACCAAUGAGUCACCGUACUAGUGUUUGCGAGCGGUUGCAACAGUUUUGUUGAGCCAGUAUAUAGUCUGAUUGUUGUGCGCCACUGGUCUUCAAGAUGUCCGUCAUGCUGGAGAACGAGAACCCCGUGGUGUUCCAGCGGUCCGGAGAGAGGCUGUGGACAGCGGCCGACGAGGACGAGGGGGUCCACGACCCCAUCGACCACAGGGAGGUGUUCGAUUUGAUUCGAUCUAUCAACGACCCAGAACAUCCUCUGUCUCUGGAAGAACUCAAUGUGGUGGAGCAAGUCAGAGUCCAGGUAAACGAUGAAGACAGUACGGUUGGCAUCGAGUUUACUCCCACCAUCCCGCACUGCAGCAUGGCCACUCUCAUCGGCCUUUCCAUCAAAGUCAAGCUGCUUCGCUCGCUGCCAGAGAGGUUCAAAGUGUGUAUCAGACAUAUUCAAGUUAUGUAUCUGAGUGUUGUUCUCUGCUUCCAUCACUGCUGCAGAUUGAUGUUCACAUUACCCCAGGGACUCAUGCUUCAGAGGAUGCAGUAAACAAGCAGCUUGCUGACAAGGAAAGAGUAGCGGCAGCUCUGGAAAACUCCCAGCUACUGGAGGUUGUCAACCAGUGCCUGUCCACCAAGAGUCCCUGACCUGCUGGCUCCCCAUCAGUGACUGCCCACCCCUGUGAUUCUGCUUUCAGGCUGCUUCUGUAACCUGACAUCCAAUCCCAAUCUAACCACAAUAUUUUCCUGAAAAAAAAAAAGAUUAUUUAUUAGCUGACAUGUAUACAGGUUUGUGAAUCUAACUUCUUCAUUUAUUCUUUGUGACAUGCGAGUGAUUUAAAAUGUUAGUGAAUUGGGUUGGAUAUAAUAUUUUAAGAUCAGUUUGUGUAAACUUGCAAUAAAUAAUAUUUUUAAUAUUAAA
Messenger RNA from Gadus morhua (Atlantic cod), 966 nucleotides. It is a transcript of the gene ciao2b, whose product is annotated as cytosolic iron-sulfur assembly component 2B. The transcript is spliced from 5 exons. Gene Ontology annotation, cellular component: cytosolic [4Fe-4S] assembly targeting complex. The coding region runs from base 154 to 594 and encodes 146 amino acids. NCBI's taxonomy places the organism in Eukaryota, Metazoa, Chordata, Actinopteri, Gadiformes, Gadidae. The record is from RefSeq and is a predicted model, not a curated record.